Racocetra persica is the source of this 319-nucleotide messenger RNA. Lineage: Eukaryota; Fungi; Glomeromycota; Glomeromycetes; Diversisporales; Gigasporaceae. The record is from the annotation of a GenBank genome assembly.
AGGAUGAAUAUGAACAAAUGACCAUCAAUGAAAUUAUUAAUGGCAAUGGUGACAAAUUUCCAGGGUUAAAUGUUCUAAUAUGCCGAUAUCUUGAAUCAGUAAAUAUUGAUAUCGAAACAAGAUGUCAACUAGGAAAAUAUCAAGAAUUUGUUAGCAGGCGUGCAAAAGGAAAAAUUCAAACAACGGCAACAUGGAUAAGGAAUUUUGUACAAUCACAUCCAAAAUAUAAUAAUGACUCCGUUGUUUCACAAGAAAUUAAUUAUGAUCUUGUGAAAAUGGUUGAAAAAAUACAAAAAGGCCAAGUAGUUGUACCUGAAUU